This is a messenger RNA of Sphaeroforma arctica JP610, 1352 nucleotides long. Its product is annotated as vacuolar protein sorting-associated protein 4B. Gene Ontology annotation, biological process: endosomal transport; vacuole organization. Gene Ontology annotation, molecular function: ATP hydrolysis activity; ATP binding. The transcript has 8 exons. NCBI's taxonomy places the organism in Eukaryota, Ichthyosporea, Ichthyophonida. The annotation marks the transcript as partial. The record is from RefSeq and is a predicted model, not a curated record.
AGAAAGCCAUAGAAACAGUCACUCAGGCCACAGAGCAAGACCGCCUGGAGAACUAUGAGGAGGCGUAUCGUCUGUACAAUUCUGCUCUGGAGUACUUUAUGCUAGCCAUCAAGUAUGAUAAGAACCCUCGCAGUGUCGAGUCGCUCAGACAGAAGUGCAGUGAGUAUAUGAACCGUGCGGAGACGCUGAAGGAGUACAUCAACAACAAGUCACACAAAGCUGAGGCGGCAGGAAGGAAUGGGGGGACAGCCGAUGACGAUGAUAAGGAGACGAGUGAGAUGCGAGAGGCGCUGGAGGGCGCCAUUGUGGCCGAGAAGCCUAAUGUCAAGUGGGACGAUGUCUGUGGCCUUGAGAGCGCCAAAGAAGCGCUGAAGGAGGCUGUGAUUCUGCCGCUCAAGUUUCCGCAUCUGUUCAAAGGCAAUCGCACACCCUGGAGGGGCAUCCUCCUGUUUGGACCCCCGGGUACCGGUAAAAGUUACUUGGCCAAAGCGGUCGCCACAGAAGCCGACUCGACCUUUUUCUCAGUGUCGAGUUCCGAUUUGGUGUCGAAAUGGGUGGGGCAGAGUGAGAAAUUAGUCAAAAAUCUAUUCCAAAUGGCACGAGAGCAGAAACCGGCGAUCAUCUUCAUUGACGAGGUGGAUUCGUUAGCGGGCAAUCGAAGCGAAGGCGAAUCCGAAUCAGCGCGACGGAUUAAAACAGAACUUAUGGUGCAGAUGGCUGGAGUGGGUAAUGACAUGGACGGGGUACUGGUAUUGGGAGCUACAAAUAUACCGUGGUGUCUAGAUUCGGCUAUUCGAAGGCGAUUCGAGAAGAGGAUCUACAUUCCACUCCCAGAAGCCAAAGCGCGUAGUGAAAUGUUCAGGCUCAAUGUGGGGGACACUCCCAAUUCACUCAGCGAUGAAGACUAUGAGAAACUGGGGGAGCACGCAGUAGGCUACUCAGGCUCAGACGUGGCUGUGGUGGUGCGCGAUGCGUUGUUUAUGCCGGUGAGGAAGGUGCAGAUGGCCACCCACUUUAAAAAGGUCCGAGCGCCGAGUAAAGAAGAUGAAACGCAAAUGCGUGAUUACUUGCAGCCGUGUUCGCCUGGCGAUCCUUUUGCCAUAGAAAUGAGCUGGACUGAGGUUGAAGGGCCGGACCUCUUAGAGCCGAUGGUUACAAAGAGAGAUAUGGAUAAAGCACUGAUCAAUGUCAAGCCGUCGACGAAUAAAGCGGACCUGGUGGAGCACGAGAAAUUCACCAGCGAAUUCGGACAAGAAGGCUAGAUGUAAGCAAUUAACGGGAUAACGAAUGUACAGGGCCAAUAAUAACGAAUAAUAAAUAGACGAUGAAAUAAAAACCUACUUACAUGCCAG